Messenger RNA from Cladocopium goreaui, 756 nucleotides. The record is from the annotation of a GenBank genome assembly. Lineage: Eukaryota; Dinophyceae; Suessiales; Symbiodiniaceae.
AUGGCAGCUCAUGAGGACGACUAUGAUUUUUUGUACAAGGUCGUGCUUGUUGGUGAUGCCACUGUUGGGAAGACGCACCUUCUGUCGCGGUACAUCAAAGGUUCACUCCCAAAGAACCCCACAGCCACGAUUGGAGUGGAAUUUGCAACGCGAACUGUUCCUUUGGCUGAAGGUGGUACGGUGAAGGCACAGAUUUGGGACACCGCAGGACAGGAGAGGUACCGAGCGAUCACAAGCGCGCACUAUCGGCGAGCAGUUGGAGCCUUGUUGGUGUACGACAUUACCAGAGAAGGAACAUUCAAAAGUUGUACCAAAUGGAUGGAGGAAUUGAGGCAAAGUGCAGAACCUGACAUUGUUAUCAUGCUAGUCGGCAACAAGGUCGAUUUGGUUGAGAAGGAUCCUUCCAUGCGUCAGGUGUACUACGAUGCAGCGCAGGAAUUUGCCAAACUCCAUGGUUUGAUCCAUGCGGAGGCCAGCGCAGUGUCUUCGCACAAUGUGAAGUACAUUUUCGAGCACUUGCUUCAGGAGAUCUAUGAUCAGACCUCCAAGAGAAGAGAGCAGCAAAGUAUCGACAACAACAUGAUUGGUGGCAUUCAGGUAGCAGCAAUUGCACGAAAGACUGAGGUUGUGACUGCUGAGUUUUCAGCCUGGCUCUGCUUCGGGAAACCUUGCUUUUUAGCGGCCAAUGUGCCUAAAUCUCUCUGCUGGCAUGAAGUUGAGGAGAUCAGUUUCCGACAAAAGUUUCUACUCGAAUAA